AUGCCCUCUCACAAGGAUAAAGACAGAAAUGAGCCAGACAAACUGAACACUAUUGCAACACAGCGUUCUCCCUUUCCCAAUCACCCACCACCUCGUCAACACAGCAUCAUGGGUCCUAUAGAUGUGGAGAAGGUGCUGGCGGAGCUGACACUUCAAGAAAAGAUCAAACUGCUAUCUGGACACGAUACAUGGAGCACCAGUGCCAUCGAGCGACUGGAAAUCCCCGCCAUAACAACUACCGAUGGACCGCACGGGGCCCGAGGCACAUCAUUCUUCAAUGGACCACCAGGGAUGCUGACCCCCUCCGCCACCGCCAUGGGAGCCACAUUCGACAGAGCACUCAUGGGCGCCGUUGGGCAGAUGCUCGGUAAGGAGACCCGCGAAAAGGGCUGUCAGGUGCUUCUCGCACCAACUGUCUGCCUGCAGCGGUCGCCACUCAUCGGACGGGGAUUCGAGGCCUUUGGUGAAGACCCCUGGCUCAGCGGCACGAUGGCGGCAGACUACAUAAACGGCGUGCAGUCUGAGAGUGUUGCCUGCGCAAUAAAGCACUACGCGGCGCAUGACCAGUCGUCCCAGUCACAGGAAGACUCGAUCUGGGCCUCCGAGCGCACUCUUAGAGAGCUCCACUUGCUGCCAUUCCAGAUUGCGGUAAUGCAGGCGAACCCUUGGGCUGUUAUGACCUCGUAUCACAAAAUUAAUGGGAUUCAUGCCGCCGAGCACCCGUGGCUUAUUGACCAGCUUCUCCGCAACGAUUUAGGCUGGGAUGGACUGGUUAUGAGUGACUGGUUUGGCACCUACAGUACGACCGAGGCCUUGAAUGCGGGCUUGGACCUUGAAAUGCCUGGCCCGACUAGAUGGAGAGGUCAGUUGUUGUUUUGGGCGGUCGUUUCCAAGAAGGUUAAGUUGUCAAAGCUGGACGCUGCCGUGAGAAACUACCUGAACCUCCUGAACAAGGUGCAGCCUGCUCUCGAGCAGCCGGUUGAACAGUCAGCUGCUGGCGACAGUCCAGCAAAGAGGGCACUCUGUCGCAAGGUUGCUGCGGAGUCAAUCGUUCUCCUCAAAAAUGAAAAGGGGUUUCUGCCCCUUGAUCCGAAGCGUGCUGAUAAAAAGUACGCACUGAUCGGACCGGGCGCUGUGUACCCGGCCGUGAGUGGAGGUGGCUCGGCAGACUUGAUACCCUACUACAUCAGCAAGCCCCUGGAUGCACUCAGCGAGGUCGUCGGUGCGGAGAAUGUCACCACUAACGUCGGUUGCUACGGUACGUAUUGCAGACUUUCUAGCGGCGUUGCUCACACUGAAAGUCCAGGCCAUCUGUUCACCCCGUGUCUUUCCUCGGGCAUCACUGUCCCUGGUAGCGAUCGGAAAGGAUAUUACGUCGAAUACUUCAUGCAAGAGCCAGACAUGGGCAGGCAGGUGAAGCCACUGGUCACGACGACCACGCAACAGGCCCAAAUGUUCUUCGCCGAUAACCUCCCCGACGGUAUCACUGAGGGAUACUGGGUCAGAGUAACAACGACUUACACAGCAGAAGCCACUGGACCAAUCCAGAUCGGUUUAUGUGUGGCCGGUAAAGGUCGAUUAUACAUUGACGGGGUGGAGAAGAUCGACCUGUUCACGAGCCACCCAAAGAAGACGUUACAAACACCCAUGUUUGACCAGUAUAGCAUGGAGGUGACCACCAUCCUUGACGCAGUGAAGGAUGGAAAGUACGAGAUCAUGGUGCUCUUGCAUAACGGCAGCCUCACCCCUAGUGUUGGCGCGCUGAGUUCAGGCGGGCUCCGCAUCGGCUGUUGCGAGCAUUUUGACCCUGCCGCUAAGCUGGCUGAGGCGGUUGAACUAGCUCAGACGGUGGAUUAUCCGAUUGUCAUUGCGGGGCUGAACAGUGACUGGGAAAGCGAGGCGAUUGAUCGGAAAUCGCUCGCAUUGGCUCCGCAGGUUGACGAGCUCAUCGAGGCUGUGAUCAGGGCCAAUCCACACACUAUUGUUGUCACGCAAGCGGGAUGCCCGAUUACUCUCCCUUGGGUGGACUCAGCCAAGACUCUCGUCCACGCCUGGUACGGCGGGCAAGAGACGGGCAACGGAAUCAUGGACGUUCUCUUUGGCAAAGUCAACCCAAGCGGGAGACUAAGCGUCACGUUCCCAAAGCGUCUCGAGGACACACCGGCCUUUCUAUCAUUUGGCAAGCAGGAUAAGCAGCUAUACUAUGGAGAAGGCGUCUUUAUCGGCCACCGGUACUACGAAAAGCUCAAGACCCCGCCACUAUUCUACUUUGGCUACGGCUUAUCCUACACGACGUUCGCAUACCGCGACCUGCAGAUGCCCUCGUCCAUUGAUCUCGCUACACAACCGACAUUCAAUGUCUCUGUCACACUGCAAAACACGGGGACGCGCGACGGCGCUGAGAUCGUGCAGGUGUACGUAGCGGACCUGGCGAGCUCCAUCCAGCGGCCUGUCAAGGAGCUCAAGGGGUACCAGAAGGUCUUCGUGGCCGCUGGUGAGACAGUGGUUGUAUCGGUUACGUUGGACAAGUAUGCGCUUUCAUUCUGGAGCCAUGACCAUGAACAGUGGCUUGCGGAAAAAGGGACUUUUGAGACUAUCAUUGCGACCAGUGCAGAUCCAAGAGAUGAGGUGCUGCGUCGGCGCUUUGAGCUGGUAGAGAACUAUCUGUGGUCUGGGAAAUAG
Messenger RNA from Penicillium olsonii, 2682 nucleotides. The record is from the annotation of a GenBank genome assembly. Lineage: Eukaryota; Fungi; Ascomycota; Eurotiomycetes; Eurotiales; Aspergillaceae.